Messenger RNA from Ixodes scapularis (black-legged tick), 660 nucleotides. RefSeq lists its product as uncharacterized. NCBI's taxonomy places the organism in Eukaryota, Metazoa, Arthropoda, Arachnida, Ixodida, Ixodidae. Gene Ontology annotation, molecular function: DNA binding. The record is from RefSeq and is a predicted model, not a curated record. Bases 1 to 660 code for a protein of 219 amino acids. The transcript has 3 exons. Gene Ontology annotation, biological process: negative regulation of DNA-templated transcription.
AUGUCCCCUCUCCUUCAUGGAACCUCAGUCUUGGACUAUGAUGUGAGCAGCCCAGAAGAGCAGUGCCUGGAACCUCCUGCUGCCAAGGUCUCCGCGGUCGUGCUGUUAAGAGAACCCGAUGAGAUUCUGACACCAAGCCAGGCUAUCGAGAAGGUACAACCCCCAGCCAGCGCCCAGCUGAUGUUGCCACCGCCCCCUCCUGUGCCGGUUGCCGCUGGGAACCCUGAUCAAGUCGAUCUGGGCAGUGGUGUUUCAAUGACGGCAGCGCAGUUUAAUCACUGCGCUGAUAAAUCUGACACCGAUUCAAAAUUUGUGAGAAAUGCUUGCCUGGCAAUGUGGACAGAAGAAGAGCUCCUUGCUCGGAGCGUGACAGGGAACCGCUCCCGGCGUUUCCUGAACCAGGGUCCGGAGGAGGACGCCAAGCUACCUAUGACCCCGAAGAAGCUGGAGGCAGUUCGAGUGGCCUUUGGCUUCUUCAUUGGUGAAGGGCCAGAAGAAGUUGUAAAAAAAAGAAUGGCCAAAAUGAAUUCUUACGUUGCAACGUACCUGCAAGAUAAGAGAAGCAGGGUGAAGAAGGAGCUCAAGAAGAGGGCAGCAGCAGCGAUGGCGGCAGCGCAGGCACCCACAAGCGAGCUAGUGGUGGCAGCAUCGCGUACCUAA